AUGAAUGCAGCGCAACCGGGCGCGGCUCCCGCGGCAUCUGCAGCCCCAGCCAGCCAAAAGAAAAAGAGAAAAAAGAAGCCGCCCCGAAGACAGCGGCCGGCUUUCGCCCAGCUCAUCCUGUGGAGCGUGGACUUCUCCAAGAACCGCAAGGGCUUCUCCCUGGCGGACAUCGAGAAGGAGCUGGUCGCGACGGGGGUCGACGUCCAGAGGAACAAAAGCCGCAUUAAAGCGGCGCUCAAGAAGCUUGUCACCAACAACAUCCUGUGCAAGGUGCCCGGAGUGACCGGGGCUCCCGGCUCCUACAAGCUCUGCAAGGACCCAGCGAUCGGCAAAACGCAGCUCGCUCUGCAGCUGCCCAAGACCAAGAAGCCGCCGAAGCAAAAGAGACAGGUGGAUACCAGGCCCCCUGCCAACCCAGACGCUAGAAAGGUCAAGAAGAAAAACCUACACGUGGGGCCAAAAAAGGACCCCGGGAAAAUGAGGAGCGUGGCCGAAGGCAAAGGAGCGGGGAAAACCGCGGCCUCCUCUGCUCGCUGCUCCAAGCGGAAAACUUAA
Pelodiscus sinensis (Chinese soft-shelled turtle) is the source of this 555-nucleotide messenger RNA. NCBI's taxonomy places the organism in Eukaryota, Metazoa, Chordata, Testudines, Trionychidae. The record is from RefSeq and is a predicted model, not a curated record.